GAUGUCAGGUUCCAGGAAAGGGAAGGAAGUGUUCUCGGUUAUAAUUGUAGCAGAUAGAAGGAGGAAAGCAUUCACUGGCUGAGGUCCGACAGCUGAUCUACUGCUACAAGGCUGACAGCAGUGUGUUUAUAAGAAGAAUAAAAUGCACUGAUGACUGGAUCUCGCACCAAACCGUGUCGAAUAAUGAUCAGCAAGUUCGUCAUAGUGAGCCAUCCUGUUUCUGUGUGUGUACCUGCGAACCAUGAGGUGACGCUGAGUGUCCGAGCUGAGGGCACCAACAACCUCAAACUUAACUACCAGUGGUUCACUGAUGAGAAGGAGGUGUCUGGAGGCACUGGAGCAGACCUGACCAUCAAAGCUAGAAAAACUCAGCUCUAUGUGUGCCGAGUGAAUGACCACAUUUGUAACUGCGAGUUCAGCGACUGGGUGAAAGUGAAGGUGCUGGACAUUGAUAAAUCAGGGUUGCCAGUACACUGGCAAGGUGAGCCACACAUCGCUGUCAACCCUAAACCCCAGACAGUCCGACUAGGUGCUAAACUCACUCUCCGCUGCGCUGCCUUUGGCAACCCCGCUCCACACUACCAGUGGUACAAAAAUGGACAGCCGCUCCUGGACAAAACUAGUGGCAUACUGCAGAUUGACCGUGCAACAGCCGAACAUGGAGGAUGGUACUUGUGCUCCAUAUCUAACAUACUAAAAGAGACAUGGACUGAAGCGGUCGAGGUUAACAUCGUGCAAACUGAUCAGCUCCCCCCUGCAGCACCCACAGCCUCUGAUAAAGUCGCCCUGCUUAUUGGCAACUUGAACUACUCCAACCACCCGGACUUGAUGGCCCCCAUUAUGGAUGUACAUGAGCUGGCCAACCUCCUGCAGCAGCUCGGCUUCAGAGUGGUGUCCCUGCUCGAUCUCACCAGGGAGGAGAUGCUGGCCGCUAUUGACAAGUUCAUUCAGCUCCUUGACAGAGGAGUUUAUGGCCUUUUUUACUAUGCGGGUCAUGGAUAUGAGCGUGUUGGGAGGAAUUACUUGGUAGCUGUUGAUGCUCCCCAACCGUACCAACCAGAAAACUGCAUCUGUGUGCAGAGGGUCAUGCACAGCAUGCAGAAGAGACAGACCGCACUCAGUGUAAUCCUUCUGGAUACCUGCAGAAAAUGGUACAACCAGGACUGCAUGCCUUCAGGCAUCAUGCCAGUGGAACCCAGUGGGAACACUGUUUAUGGUUAUGCCACAUGUGAAGAUGCUGAGGCGUUCGAGGUCCAGGACGGGGGGAAAAGUACUGGGAUCUUCACGAAGUACUUGAACGCACACAUCCUACAGACUGAGAAAGUCACACACGUCUUAGAGCGGGUGUCCGAGGAUCUAGCCAGAGACCCUCUGGUCACAGGCAAGCAACAGGUGGAGAUCAAACACACCCUGAAGGAACCUCGAUCCCUCGCAGACCCAGUUCGGACCAACGGCCACACAAGGGAACUCCAGCUGCGAGAUGCCUGCUGGAGACAAGCAAACAAGCUACCACGGAAGAAGCGGCUGAUGUUUGUGUGCGGAGUCGAAGUGGAAGUCAGCUUCUCAGCAUUGUUCUCCAACGUCUUGGUGUCUUUUGCCACUGUAAAGACUACAGGCCUCCGAACCCAGGACUGCACCGUCACCCUGAGCAGCAUACCUCCAAUGGAAGACAUAUUCUCCGGCCCUGGCAGGUCAGAGGAGAUGGACACUCUACUAUUCAGUAAUUCCGAUAACCCGGACUGUACUCUGCGACUUUGUGCUCUUCAAAAGCUUACGGAAUCGCUGGUCAUCAAGGUGGAGCUACACUAUACCCACAUGGACAGCAAGCUGCGCCAGACAGAAAGCCAACAGGUGGACAUAGGAAAGCCUCUGGUGGCAUCCUGUAAACUGCACAAGAGGAAUCAGUCACCGGCAGCCAAGAAACAAGAAGGUGCUUCUGCUCAAAGUAUGGGCAACGCUUCAAGCAGCAAACCAAAGACUCCGGCUGGUCCGUGUCGCCCUUUCACCAGAAAGGCAGAGUGUGCUCCUCCUAAAGUUGCAGUCGCAACAAGAAGCAACCAACCUGAAGAGAACGAUGAAAAUGAACUUUAAGACUUCGCUCUUCGACAUUAGACCUUUCUGGUCCUAUUGUAAAUACUUGUUUGAAGAUUUGAUGCUUUUUACUGAUGUGAUUAGGAGUUACUCAGUUGCUGAUCAUGCAUCUUUACAUGUCUGUUGUUGAUGAUGAUGAAUGAAUGGGUGAAUGACUGAGGUUUUUGUGUUUGGUUUGCCUCUCUAAGCCUUCAAUUCUUAACACUGAAGAAACAUUAACACUUACUUUUUUGCUAAGCACUGAUUUCAUCAUAAAUGGUACAAUACUUGGCAAGCUGGCUAGCCUAAUUUAUCAAAUAAAGAAAGUCCAUUACUGUUAAUAAUUUAUCUAAUAAAGACCACUACUUCUAUUACUA
Messenger RNA from Sebastes umbrosus (honeycomb rockfish), 2447 nucleotides. It is a transcript of the gene malt3, whose product is annotated as MALT paracaspase 3. Gene Ontology annotation, molecular function: cysteine-type endopeptidase activity. NCBI's taxonomy places the organism in Eukaryota, Metazoa, Chordata, Actinopteri, Perciformes, Sebastidae. Gene Ontology annotation, biological process: proteolysis. The transcript has 15 exons. Bases 151 to 2091 code for a protein of 646 amino acids. The record is from RefSeq and is a predicted model, not a curated record.